AUGAGUGAGCGUUCUGGUGCAAGCAGUCUCGCAACCAUGACACUGGAGGAGCCAGGGGCCGAACAGGCAUCUCCCAGAGCCCCGGGCCCUCUCCGCUGCGGCCCCUGUGCUGUGUGGCCUCGCCAGCAGACCUGGCUGUGUGCCGUGCCCCUGGUAAUGGGCUUUGUGGGACUGGGACUCAGUCUCAUGCUGCUGAAAUGGAUUGUUGUGGGAUCGGUCCAAGACUAUGUCCCGACUGAUCUGGUGGAUCCCAAAGGUAGCAUUGGACAGGACCCCAUAUUUCUCUCCAAACCCAGUGCCAUGCCCAAGGGGCCCGACAUUUCCACAGCCACCACCACUUCAGCUGCCUCUACCACAGCCAUGGUGUUGACGACCACGCCACUAGCUGCUGACGGUACAGCUCCAGCGCCAAGAACUCGAUCGGGGCCACCGGCGAACCACUCAGCCAAUGGCAGCACAGCCAAUGGAGAUGGCAGUCGUGCCCCACACCUUCAUAACCGUGUCGGCACCCGCAUUAGUGGGACUGUGGUUACCACCUCCACCACUCGCGCCACCCGACUCACUCCGCCACUCAGUGGUAAGGAGGUCACCCCUCGCAGCACUGUUAGAAAAGGAAGCAGCACUGGCAAUGGACGCAACGGAGCCGCCAACUCCAAGCCAGGGCAGACUUCUGCCACCGCCGCCACUACAGCAUCCACCACAAGUACGGCUACUGUGAAGACCACCGCUAAGGCGCAGCCGACCACCUCUCUGCAGGCAGCUCCAGUCAAGCCCACGUCACGCUGGAAUCACGGGCGCCCAGGCAAGGGCCCGGCCACACGCCCACACCACCGCUUCCGAACACCAGUGGCCCCCACACUUCCCAGUCUACGUUCAGAGGUGUUCCAGCCAUGUGUGGAAGACAAGGACCUGGCCUUUUGUCUCAACGAGGGAGAGUGCUCCAUCAUUGAAACUGUGGCUGGGGUUCACAGACACUGCAGGUGUAAGGAGGGCUACCAUGGACUACGCUGUGACCAGUUUGUACCCAAGACAGAUGCUCUCUUGUCAGACCCAACGGAUGAACUUGGGAUUGAGUUCAUGGAGAGUGGUGACACUUACCAGAGGCAGGUGCUGUCCAUCUUCAGCAUCGCCUCGGGGAUCUGUCUUCUUGGAGUGGCGUGUAUGGCUCUCUACCGCCGCAACAAAAGACACCGGGAAAAACUCCAGGCUCAUUUCUCUGAGAGCCGCAGCCUGAGGGACUGCAGUGUGAACGCCUCUGGCCUCAUGUCCAAAUCUACUCCCAGGCUCCAAUACAGCCUUCAACUCCAAAAGAGCUGCCGUUCUCACGGAUCAUCUGUUAAGGGCAGCAGCGUGGCACCAGGCACAUCAACAGUAGCCCCACCUAUUCUCAGCAGAGCGCAGUCUAAAGGGAAACGCUUCAGGAGUAAUUCCCUUUCACUCUGUCCUGCCCAACAACGGAGGGAGACUAGUUACUUCAGGACCCCACCCAUUUCCAGAGGGAAAAACAAAAUAUCGACAAAUCUCAUUGAUGGAUCCAGAGGGAACGGCCACGUAUAUAAACACUUGCAGGAGGAUGAGCCAACAGACGUGGAGUCCAUAAGAAGGUGUGAUUCUGCAAGCGGAAAGGUUGGCGCCCUUCUCAGCAGGACGUCACUCUCUCACUUCGCGGCCAGGAAGGGAUGGGCCGAGGUCCCGUGUACCCGUCUGGAUAAGGGAACAACCUGCCUUCCACCUUCCCUGCGCACCCAAUCUGUGCCCAUCAUUCCUUCCCUCCAAUCUUGUGACCUCGAGAAUGUGGACACGAGUGAGCGGAACCAACGGGCGCUCCUCAAGUGGCACCCCGCGUUGGCUGGAAAGACAGCGAUGCCCAGGAGCGGUUCUCCCUCUUCACCCCGCGAGAGUGUCGUGCUGGCGCCUGGUGUUACGCCCAGCAGUGUAAGCCCUCCUGCCACCGUCAUCGUUACACUGGGGUCGGAGAAGAAUCUCGGCUCCACACAAACACCCUGCUCCUUUGAAAUUACAGUGGAACUCGCGCAGGAAUUAAAACAGAAAAGCUUCUCCAUCCCCAUGAAAAUGUCUGGUUCUCAAAGCGAAAUCCACCGCGGUGGCACAAACACUCUGGAGGCUGGUACCGCGCAGGAGUCAGAGGGGAAUUGUGUCCAGUAUUCAGCCAGAGUUCUGCACACAGGCGGUGGGACCAGAGGUCCGAAGGCAGCAGGCCAAAGAGAAGCCCAGGGACAGUGCCAAGGUCAGACGUCCCUCUUGUGCGGAGGCGCAAACUUCUCCUUGGCCAACAAAGGGCCCAGCUGCAGAGGAACUGGAAACGCUUAUGCCAGGCCGUCUGCAAGCUGA
Molecule: messenger RNA, 2352 nt
Organism: Cyclopterus lumpus (lumpfish)
Lineage: Eukaryota; Metazoa; Chordata; Actinopteri; Perciformes; Cyclopteridae
Gene: nrg3b
Product: neuregulin 3b
Exons: 9
Coding region: 1-2352 (783 amino acids)
Biological process (GO): animal organ development; intracellular signal transduction; nervous system development
Molecular function (GO): chemorepellent activity
Source: RefSeq, a predicted model, not a curated record